Astyanax mexicanus (Mexican tetra) is the source of this 2743-nucleotide messenger RNA. It is a transcript of the gene hoxb1a, whose product is annotated as homeobox B1a. The coding region runs from base 717 to 1661 and encodes 314 amino acids. Gene Ontology annotation, biological process: regulation of transcription by RNA polymerase II. Gene Ontology annotation, cellular component: nucleus. The record is from RefSeq and is a predicted model, not a curated record. Gene Ontology annotation, molecular function: DNA-binding transcription factor activity, RNA polymerase II-specific; RNA polymerase II cis-regulatory region sequence-specific DNA binding. The transcript has 2 exons. Lineage: Eukaryota; Metazoa; Chordata; Actinopteri; Characiformes; Acestrorhamphidae.
GCUUGCUGUCGGUCUAACCUCGUUUUGGUAACGGAUCAGGCUAUUGAUUUAAUUAGAAGGGUCCAAAGCCUAUCUGGGACCCGGGCUGAAAACGAUGCCGUCACUUCCAAUUCAAGUGUUAAAUAGAUUUCAAACCAGAAUGCAGAUAUUGAACUCUCUAUAAACCUUCUGUGAUAUCAGAACACCAACAAGAAAUAAACGGCAUUAAGCAAUACAGUGCACGCUUUUAUACAUUAAACAGAGACGAAACGAACAAAAUUAUCACAAUAUCUUAAAGCAGUUUACAUAAAUGCAUCUCCACAGUGAUACGGAGACGCAAGAGAAAAGAGGGGAAGAAGGUUUGAAAUCUCAAAAGAACAUUUGUAACUCCCUUUCUUCGUUUCUCAUUCUCUCUUUCGGCCGAGUCUUUCACGCGGGGUUUGACAUAUUCGUGCUGUUAUCAGAUUGAUGGGCCAGUUUGAUUGAAGUGGCUUUGUCAUGCAAAUGUCAAGCGCGUGAUGGAUGGUCGCCGUGUGCUGACAAACUUCUGGAGGUCCCCUCACCAUUGGCGCCGUGAUGGGUCACGUGACAAGCAGCUGAGGUAAAGAUGUGUUAUAGGGAAGCACAGGCAAAUACUCUGGAUGUAAGCAUUCCCCUUUUUCUCAUGUCAUACUGCUACCGGGUCGCACGACAGGCAAAUCCUACAUUUCCAAGUUCCCCUCAUCGGUUAGCUGCGCAUGGACAAUUCCAGAAUGAACUCUUUCUUGGAGUACACAAUUUGUAACCGUGGAACCAACGGCUACUCGUCCAAGUCUGGAUACCAUCACUUGGAUCAGGCUUUCUCGGGCCCCUUCCAGUCUGCUCAAGCAAAUGACAGCUAUAACGCUGAUGGACGACUUUACGGAGGGGGGAGUGCGUCGCAGUCCACGGCACAACAUCAGCACCAUGGCGGAGGCUACGCGCAUCACCAGCACCAAACUUCUCACAGUGGUAUGGGCCUAUCUUACGGUGGCACCGGAAACUCGGGCUAUGGAGCACAGGCCUCAGCUAACCAGGAUUAUGGUCACCACCAGUAUUUCAUGAACCACGACCAGGAUGGAAUGUAUUAUCAAUCUGCUGGCUUUGUAGCUCCAAACGUGGGGCCUAAUUAUGGGACGUUGGCCGGUGCAUACUGCGGGACGCAGGGUGCAGUUCCGGCUGCGCCAUAUCAACAUCACGGCCUCGAGGGCCAAGACCACCAGAGACUUUACAGCCAGGGCACAUACGCCGACCUUUCAUCCUUCCAGGAAAAGGAGAGGGACUCGGAUCAAAUACCAGGGAAGACCUUCGACUGGAUGAAAGUAAAAAGAAACCCUCCUAAAACUGCGAAAGUGGCCGAGUUUGGACUGGGUCCACAAAACACAAUCCGCACUAACUUCACCACGAAGCAACUUACAGAGCUAGAGAAGGAGUUUCACUUCAGCAAGUAUCUCACCCGCGCGCGGCGCGUAGAAAUCGCCGCAACGCUAGAGCUGAAUGAGACUCAAGUGAAGAUAUGGUUCCAGAACCGGCGAAUGAAGCAGAAGAAGCGCGAAAAAGAGGGACUCGCGACUGCCUCAUCUUCUGUGUCAAGGGACUUCGAAGAGAACUCAGACCAUUCCACCUCCACGUCCCCAGGCGCAUCCCCAAGUCCUGAGUCUUGAAGAAUUAUAUAGGCAGAACCUAAUGCACUAAAUCAACCGACAAGCUCUACGUCAUAAUUAUAUCUUAAACAUUACAAUUUGUAAACGAACACACUUUACAUGCAAUAAUCGUACUAUAUAUUUUAUGCAUAAGGACUGAGGGAAAUAUGAACAGAGCAUCCUAUACUGCUGAGGUGAAAACAUUCUGACUAUUAGUUUUAAGUGAAGGACCACUUCUGCAGUGCUGAAAGUAAAGUAAUUCAGGGUUUGCUCUAGGGCAGUGCACUUUUAGCAUGUUUACAAAUCUCUAAAUUGGCCUUUUUUAAUACAGGGAGCCUAUAAAGGCAAAUAGUGACUUAUUGCUGUUAUAGUGUUUUUGUGAUUAUUUAGAUGUAAUUUUGAGAUUUGAUGGUGGAUAGUAUGCCUAGCUAUGUUAUAAAGGUUAAUCUAACCGUUUGCACUACACGGUUACAGGGUAGGCCUCCACUGGAGCGAUGCACCUCAGAUGGGAAUCUAUGGACGAUUUUUUUUCAUGAACAUGUAUGUUAUUUUAACUGGAUUUCAGUGAACUGCAACCAAAAGCACGGUGCAAUGUACUAAAUGGGGAUUUCUUAACUUGGAGGUCUGUUUUAGUGAGCCCAUUCAACACCAUGUCACGGACAAUUAAUUUUGAGAAUGUUAGCGAUCACUUUUUAGAACAAAUACAGGGUUACUUUUUGUUUUAAAAAUCGUUUCAGAAAUUGAUACAGUCGUAUGCAAAAGUUUGGGUAUCUGGUAAUUUAUAUGUUGUUGAUUUUCUAAGUGUAAAUACAUUAAAAACAUGCUCAUUGUGCACAUUGAAAAAAACAAAACGAUUGUUUAUCCGCUUAAUUUGAACAUGGAAAAACAACGUUUUUAGAAAUGUGUUGAACUUAGAAAAUCAACAAAAUGUGCAUCCUAACUGCAAAUGACCAACAACUUGGAUAAAGCUGUAUUUUUUUUUCUUUUAUUGUGUAAAAACAGACUGGCUGAGUUUUAUUAGUUUAUGUCUGUAUUAUUUUAUGAAAAUCGUAUUUUAAUUGUGUAUCUACCUCAAACAAUAAUAAAAAAUAUUUUACACAGUC